Messenger RNA from Brassica oleracea var. oleracea, 620 nucleotides. Its product is annotated as glycolipid transfer protein 1-like. Gene Ontology annotation, molecular function: ceramide 1-phosphate binding; ceramide 1-phosphate transfer activity. The record is from RefSeq and is a predicted model, not a curated record. Gene Ontology annotation, biological process: intermembrane lipid transfer; ceramide transport. The annotation marks the transcript as partial. The transcript has 4 exons. NCBI's taxonomy places the organism in Eukaryota, Viridiplantae, Streptophyta, Magnoliopsida, Brassicales, Brassicaceae. Gene Ontology annotation, cellular component: membrane; cytoplasm; cytosol.
AGUUAAUGUGUUUCUAAGUUUGAUGACUUUUAGUUUCAGAUCCUUUAGUGAAUUGUUUAUGAGUUUUGGGUUUUUGAUGUUGACUGUCCUCAUUGUUAACUUUGAGGAAGAUAUAAUAGGUCACUGGAUCAUCGACUUUCCAUUGUGUCAUGUUAUCCUGGUGUUGUGUCUAAACAUGGAAAUGUAAUAAUAAUAUCUGAGAUUUCCUCUUUUGUUCUCGCUUUCAGUUCAGUCAAGAGUUGGAAAUGGAAGGGACUGUGUUCACGCCUUGUUUGGAAGGAAUGAAGCAUGUCAAAUCUGAACAAGGCGAGAUGCUUACUAUGCCUUUUCUUGACCUCUGCAAGACCCUCUUCCCUGUUUUAGAUAAGUUUGGAGCUGCUAUGACUAUCGUGAAAUCUGACAUUAGUGGCAACAUAACGAGGUUGGAGAAGAACUACUUGUCUGAUCCAGAAAAGUACAAGUACUUGUACACCAUUGUUCAAGGUGAAAUUGAGUCAGGGACAGCAAAAGGAUCGUCUAGUUGUACCAAUGGUCUUCUCUGGUUAACCAGGGCAAUGGAUUUCUUAGUGGAGUUAUGCCGCAACUUGGUAGCACAUCAAGACUGGUCAAUGUCACAAGCU